GUUUCAACAGUUCUUCAGAGGAUUUUUCUCACUGCUCAUGGCUCAACAAAACUUGCCAGAUUUGUAAGAGCUGCCAACUCCACUGCAAUUCCAUUCAGUCUUAGUGCCAACAGAGAGAUGAGGUAGAGAAACAGGUUUUGAUGGAGCUCCACGAGUCUUUACCAGCAGUGUUUCAAAACUGUGACUUCCCAGUUUUCCUUCCUAUUAUACCUCAGCUGGCUUACUAUCUUUUAACUUACAUAAACGUCAAGGAUAUUUGGACAUCUCUACUUCUAUGUUUAUCUGCUUUAACAGAUAAACUACCAUUAUUUGUGCCUUAUGCUGAGAUGACAGAGAAAGUGAUGGCUAUAGCUGGACUUGCAAUAAUGGAAGAAGCAAAACUGAUCUUCCUAAAGGUUCUCGAUGCCCUCCAACUAAGGAUGGUAUUGGACUCUGCUCUCAACUUGUUGCCAUUUACCAAAGGAGAAAAACCUAUAGUGAUAAUUCUGAAAGCUACUGCAGCAAGACUUAAAAAAAUACAAAACCUAGAGGAGAUAUUAGAAGAACGAUGUGGUGAUGCCAUUGGACACCCUUCUUCAGUACAUUCUAUUCAGGCAGUUAAGAGUGUAGACAGAGAUGAUAGUGAAACUUCAGAAAUUGGAAGUUGUGGUAGUGUUUCAGAAGAGGAUUCAGACUGGGAUAGCUGGAAUGAUGACAGCAACAAGGAACAUUUGGCAGUGGUUGAAGUAAUUCAGUAUUUUCUUCUUGGAAUAAAAGAUUUAAAAUCAUCUGGAAAAUCUACAAAUAAUCUUAUUUGCCUUGAAGCUGCACUCAACCUCUUAGAAAAUUGGGAAAAGAAGAUACUCCUCCAGCUUGUUACUGAGAUUUGAUGAUAUUUUUCCCUAAAUAAUUAAUCCGACUUUUUGUGCAUUUAAUGUACUUUUAAUUCUUUGUUACUCAGCAUAGUUCCCCACAUUGAGUUAUAUGGCAGUUGAGAUCACUCAAACUUAUAGAACACACUAUGAAAAAAUUAUAAUAUUUGAUACUUUAUGGAACUAACUGUUGCAUUCUACCGAUUGCAUAUAACAUUUGAUUCGAAAAAGUCGGCCAAACUGUUAAUUGUUACAGUGUACCUUGCAUGAUAGUUAAAAAAUGAUCAAAAAGUUUGAACGUGAGACAACUCAAAAUUUUCAUUAACUUCUUCAAAAGAACUAAUCUAGUUGACAGUCAGUUACAGCUGCUGAAUGUAAAUUUGAAUAACUAAAUUAUUUACCAAACUAUCUUGUUUUGUCAGGUGCUCAUUUAAAACAGUAUUAACGAAUAUUUGAGAAUUUAAUGUAUUUGCAUUGUAGCACUUUUCAACAAGAAGAAAUGAUUAAUAAAAAUGUAACAGUUGUUACAAACAUAUA
This is a messenger RNA of Limulus polyphemus (Atlantic horseshoe crab), 1388 nucleotides long. RefSeq lists its product as uncharacterized. Bases 141 to 869 code for a protein of 242 amino acids. The transcript is spliced from 7 exons. The record is from RefSeq and is a predicted model, not a curated record. Lineage: Eukaryota; Metazoa; Arthropoda; Merostomata; Xiphosura; Limulidae.